GGUAGUACUGGAAAAUGGAAAUUACGGAGUACUAGAUUUUAGACAGGAAAGAAACCCUAACAUAUAUUCCUUAUCUGUGCUCUGACUUCCACAUCCUCACCCCUUUCGCUUGCUCUAGACAUUCUCAGUUGCUUAUACUGGCAGUGCUUGCAAAUACAGAAAUGGGAAGGACGAAGCCACUGGUGUUCUUGGAUGUAUGUAUUGAUGGUUAUCCACAGAGAAGAAUGAUUUUUGAGCUUUUCACUGAUGUUGCUCCAAAAACUGCAGAAAAUUUUCGUGCACUUUGUACAGGGGAAAAAGGAAUCAGUGAUAGAACUGGCAAACCUUUACACUACAAAGGAACCCUUUUCCACCGAAUUGUCAAGGGGUCCAUGGCUCAGGCUGGAGACUUUCUCAGGCAAGAUGGGAAUCAUGGAGAAAGUAUAUAUGGCACAAAGUUCCCAGAUGAGCCACCAAAGCUGAAACAUGAUGCCCCUGGUCUUCUGUCUAUGGCAAUUGCUGACCGUGAUACACGUGGUUCUCUAUUCACACUCACCUUCAGUGCUAAUCAUAAUCUUGACAGGAAAUAUGUUGUAUUUGGCAAGCUUCUAAAAGGCCAUGAUGUGCUUAAGAAGAUUGAAAAUGUUGGAAAUGAAGAAGGGAAACCUGAUGUGAUGGUCAAGAUAAUAGAUUCUGGUGAAUUCCCUAAGGAUGUAAGGAACCUAAAUAAAUUGAAAUUGGGGAAGGUUGCUUCUACCCUCAACAAUCAUGAAACCUACCGUAAAAGAAAACAGAAAAAAUCUUACCAGGAUCGAAGAAAAAAAAAGGUGCGGUAUUAUACAUCAGAAUCGGAUAGUUCUACUGAUAGUGAGACGGAGUCUUCAGAAUCAGAUAGCUCUACAGAUGCUGGUGAUCUCUCUUACACAUCUACUUCCACUUCAACCGAAACCAGCUCAUCGGGUGAUGACAAGCGAAGGAAAAGGAAGAGAUCUAAGAGAGAUAAGCAUAAACAUGGAAAAAGAAGGGAUCAUCGCAGUGAAAAAAGCCGCAGGAGGCGCGAUAAGAAACUAAGGCGGAGAUCAAGAAGAUCAUCAGAAAGCCUUUCUGAUAGUGACACCGAAAAUAGUUCUGAAAACGAUGAUGGAGUUAAAGGAUUGGAUGGGAGGAAUAAAAUCCCAGGAAAGAAAAUGGAUGGAAAUCAAUCUCUUGUUGAGGAUCGGGAAGCUGUUUCUGUUCAUAAGAAGGGAGAUUCCAAUGACAUAUUUGAGAGGGAAGAAGGUGAUAUCCUCAAGGAAAACGGUGGGCAUAAAAAUAAUGAUCAGAGUCAUCAGGAUAGACAACCUGAUGUGGUGGAUGAUCAUCCAGGGAAAUCUAGGAGUCGAAGCCCUAGUCCUAGAAGAUCUCUGAGUAAAAGCAUGAGCAUAAGCCCCAGGAGUUUAAACAGAGACCCAAGUGUUGGCCCAAAACACAGUGUGAGGAGUACCAGUGCUGGCCCAAAACGGAGUCCAAGCAGGAGUGCAAGUAUCAACGAAAGCCCACAUCGCGUCUCAGAGAGGAGUACUGGCCGAUUGAGAAGUGGAAGCAGCAAGAGUCCAGCUAGAAGUCUUAGUCAAAGUCCAGUUAGAGGCAGAAGUGUAAGUGGGAGUCCAGUCAGAGCCAACUCUCAAAGAGGCAGAACCAGAAGUCCUUCAGCCUCGCCUCCUAGAAGUGUCCGCAGCCCACCUAGAAUCUCUUCAAGGAAAUCUUGGAAGUCGGCAAGUCGAAGUCCAGUUAGAUCUUCUCAGAGGAGUGUGAGCAGAAGCCCUGUUAGGCCUUCUCGUAGGAGUGCUAGCAGAAGCCCUGUUAGGCCAUCUCGGAAAAGUGUGAGCAGAAGUCCUGUUAGAUCUGAUCGGAGGAGUUUUAGCAGAAGUCCUGUUAGGUCUGCUCGAAGGAGUAUUAGUAGAAGCUCAGGUAGGGCUCCUUCUAGAAGUCCUAAUCCAAGUCUAGGUAGGGGUCCUAGUAGGAAUAAUCGCCGAAGCUACUCAAGGAGUCCGAGUCCUGUAAGUGUUGGUCGAAGGGGAAGGUCACCAAUCUCUGAUCAUGGUAGGAGCUCUUCUAGAAGUCCUGUUGGUGGAUCUCCCAAACGCAUAAGAAGGGGGAGAGGCUUCAGUGAGCGGUACUCUUAUGCACGUAGAUACAGGAGUCGUUCUCCUGAUCGAUCUCCAGUGAGGUCAUACCGCUAUCAGCGCAGUGACCGUGAUAGAUAUUCAAGUUACAGACGGUCCCCCAGGCGCUACAGGAGUCCACCAAGAGGAAGAACUCCUCCUAGAUACAGAAGCAGAAGAAGCAGGUCUUACAGUGUAUCACGCAGUCCAAUACGCUACCGUUCUCGGCGUGAUAGCCGGAAUCCUAUUCGUAGUCCAUCUCCUGUGGAAAGGUAUCGUGCAUCGCCACGAGUCGAGAGGCAGAGGUUGCCCUCUCAAAGCAGGAGCAGGAGCCGGUCAGAGUCAAGGUCAUCUAAUGGAUCACAAUCUCCAAGGUUGAGGAACAAGGAGAAGUCAAUAUCGCCAUCCAGGAGCCCCCCUGCAAAGGGCGGCUUGGUUUCUUAUGGAGACGUGUCUGCUGAUUCAGAUUGAUUAAUAUGAACGAAAUUGAGGGUUGGUACCUCAUCAAAUGUGUAGACAGCCUAGUCGUGUUUCUCUGUUGGUUCAUAUUACCUGGUAUUCUUCUGUGAGUUGGGAUUUUAUUAAACUUUUUGUUCACUGACCUUUCUUGGAGAUUUCUGUUAGAUUAUUGUAGUAAAAUGCUAUGGCAUUGAGACACUUGCAUUAGUGAUAUGAGAAAUCUUAACCUUUUUAAUUAUUCUGAGAAUUAUAGCAAAAGUUGAGUUCUGAUGUUUAA
Messenger RNA from Ipomoea triloba (trilobed morning glory), 2859 nucleotides. RefSeq names its product peptidyl-prolyl cis-trans isomerase CYP95-like. Bases 162 to 2594 code for a protein of 810 amino acids. Gene Ontology annotation, biological process: protein peptidyl-prolyl isomerization. NCBI's taxonomy places the organism in Eukaryota, Viridiplantae, Streptophyta, Magnoliopsida, Solanales, Convolvulaceae. The record is from RefSeq and is a predicted model, not a curated record. Gene Ontology annotation, molecular function: peptidyl-prolyl cis-trans isomerase activity. The transcript is spliced from 14 exons.